UUUUCUCUCGUCGUUGCCAAGUUAGGUGCUAAAUUGUUAGCUAGCUAGCGAGCUUCUCUUUGCGCUGCGCUGCGUUACACAUUAAUUUUCAUAGUGGUAAAUGAAUUGUGAAAAGGGUGGUAGAAAAGGGCAUCUCCGGUGUCCAUUUGCUGAUUAAUUCUGUUAGUUGCGGUUCCGGAGGAUUGUGUUUUCUACAGCUAAACAGUGUGCUUUGGUUUUUUCAAUCAAUUUUUAUGUAAAGAAGAAAAUAGUACGUUCUUUCUGCGGAGUAAACGGACGGGUAUGUGUGUGGCUGUGGCUCUGUUGCAAGACUUCAUAAAACCUACCUGCAGUGCAAAACACAAGGCAACAGCAACGGAAAGUGCAGUGUGAUUUUUUAUUGAUUUUUGCAAUUGUGUUUGCCCGCUUGCUGCCUGGUGGUGUGGCAUGGCAAAAGUUGGCUUCCAAACAGAUUGAAACGACGACGGAAAGAAGCCCGCAAGUGUUGAAAAGUGGUUACAGUAGAGGAAGGAAUCCGGUUCUUGAACGUGCUGGAAGAAGGGAUCAGGGCGGAAUAUAAAGCGGCCGGAGGUGGUAGAAAGAAGAUAGUGUGAGCAAAGUGUUGUCCGUUCCUUGAUCCCGAAGAAACGAAACCCGCUCUGAUGUUGCUCUGAGGCGUCGUCGUUGUCAUCGUUCGGGGCUCCACAGUUGCGAGUGUGUCUGUGCGUAUGUAUGUGCUAGCGGUGUGUCUGUUUUAGGAAGGAAUAUACCACGGCAUACGACAACCCGGCGCAGUCAUAAUGUUCAAAUGCAUCCCGAUUUUCAAGGGCUGCAACCGCCAAAUCGAAUAUGUGGACAAACGUCACUGCUCGCUGCAAAACGUACCGGAGGAGAUCCUCCGGUACUCGAGAUCGCUGGAAGAGCUGCUGCUCGAUGCUAACCAUCUACGGGAUCUGCCCAAGAAUUUCUUUCGCCUGCAUCGGCUGCGAAAGCUUGGCCUCAGCGACAAUGAGAUCAUGAAGCUACCGGCGGACAUCCAGAACUUUGAGAAUCUGGUCGAACUGGACGUCUCACGGAAUGAUAUCGGUGACAUUCCCGAUGACAUCAAACACCUGCGCAGUUUACAAGUUGCGGAUUUCAGCUCCAAUCCGAUUCCGCGGCUGCCCGCCGGUUUCUCACAGCUGCGAAGUCUCACGGUUCUGGGGUUGAACGAUAUGUCACUGACGACGCUGCCGCAGGAUUUUGGAUGUCUAUCAAAGUUAGAGUCACUGGAGCUGCGCGAGAAUCUGCUCAAAAGUCUGCCCGAAUCCAUCAGCCAACUUAGCAAACUGGAACGGCUCGACCUGGGCGAUAACGAAAUCGAAGAGCUUCCGGCCCAUCUGGGCUAUCUGCCGUCGCUGCAGGAACUGUGGCUCGAUCACAACCAGCUGCAGAAGCUACCUCCGGAGAUCGGACUGCUGAGGAAUUUGGUUUGUCUGGACGUUUCCGAGAACGGGUUGGAAGAGCUGCCGGAGGAAAUCGGUGGACUGGAAAGUUUAACCGACCUGCAUCUGUCACAAAACCGGCUGGAGAGUCUGCCGGAUGGUAUCUCCAAACUGACCAAGCUCACCAUUUUGAAGCUGGACCAGAACCGGCUGCAUACGCUGAACGAAAGCAUCGGCCAGUGCGUGCACAUGCAGGAGCUAAUCCUGACGGAGAAUUUCCUAAACGAGCUGCCUUACACGAUCGGCAAUAUGACACUACUGAACAAUCUGAACGUGGACCGGAAUUCGCUGGUGUCGGUUCCGAGUGAGAUAGGAAACUGCAAGAGUUUGGGUGUGCUGAGUUUGCGCGAGAAUAAACUCACGAAACUGCCAGCCGAGCUGGGGAAUUGUUCCGAGCUGCAUGUGUUGGACGUUUCCGGAAACCUGCUGCAGUAUCUGCCCUAUUCGCUAGUAAAUCUCCAACUGAAAGCGGUGUGGCUUUCCGAGAACCAAGCACAACCGCUGCUAACAUUCCAACCGGACGUAGACGAAGCGACGGGCGAUCAAGUGCUGACCUGUUUUUUGCUGCCUCAGCAGGAUUACGUCCCGCCCAGUCCGGAGAACCGUGAAGAUACCGACUCCGAAGACUGGGAAGAACGGGAAGCAUCUCGCACCCACUCUGUUAAAUUCAGUGAAGAUUCCAACGUGGACAAAGAUACGCCCUUCGUUCGCCAGAAUACCCCCCAUCCGAAGGAGCUAAAACUAAAGGCGCACAAACUGUUUGCCAAGGAGCGCAAAUCGGACGACAUGAGCGGUGGCAAUUUGGACACACUGUCAGAGGAAUCCUCCUCGAAGCCAUCACUGUUGAACAAAAGUGGCGCCGGAGCCACCAUGGAUGACAUCCAGGGCAUCGUACCGAAUGAACCCAUUUCCGAAGAAAAUCCCAACAAAGAAAACGAAAACUUCGGCGCGGAAGAUGAUAGCUACGAGAAGCGGGUUGGGUUUGACGUCAACGAGGAGGAGGAACCCUAUUAUGGCGAAGAAAAUGAAGAGGGACACGAUAAGAAGCCGAUUUCCAAGCUGCAUCGGAGGGACACCCCACAUCAUUUGAAAAACAAGCGCGUACAUCACGCCAUGUCCGAAAAGAACAACAGUCUGGUGCUGAACUCGCUCAAACUGAAGGAAUCGCUUCCGCCACCGCCGGUAUUGGAUGAGCAUCCGGUGCUGGCUACGGUAGCGGAACCUCCGGCCGGUGAAGAUGCCCUGGACAACUUCACCGAGCUCAAGGAGGAACGGUUCGAGAUCCACAUUGAACGCACAUCGGCCGGCCUGGGUCUCAGCAUUGCCGGUGGCCGGGGUUCGACUCCGUUCAAGGGGGACGACGAAGGCAUUUUCAUAUCCCGCGUAACCGAGGGCGGUCCGGCCGAUCUGGCCGGUCUGCGGGUAGGCGAUAAGGUACUUAAAGUUAACGGUAUCUCGGUAGAAGAUGCCGACCAUUACGAUGCAGUGGAAGUGCUAAAAGCAUGUGGCUCUGUGCUGGUGCUCUUCAUUGCGCGGGAGAUAACACGUCUAAUUGGACAUCCGGUGUUCGAUGAGAGCGGCUCGGUUGCACAGAUCGUAGAGCAGUCGUCCCAUCAUCAGCAGAAAGUGAUUCCACCGCCGAUUGCCGUAGCAAUCGAGCAACCCCUGAUGGAGGGAACUGCCGGUGGAGGCGGAGGAUUUGGAGGAGGAGGCGGAGAAAUGCCACAUCCGUCGUUCAACGUUGUCGGCUUGCCGAAUGGAAAUGCAGGAACGCCGCCGACGCCGAUAACGAUGGGUUUGCUUAACGGAAAUGAAAUUACCCACAAAGUUAUCCUGCACACAACGCUCAUCCGCGACCAGAUUGGCCAGGGGCUCGGAUUCAGCAUAGCCGGUGGCAAGGGGCACGCACCGUUCAAGGAUGGUUCGGAGGGAAUUUAUAUCUCCCGAAUCACAGAGGGCGGAGUGGCCCACAAGGAUGGUAAAAUUUUGGUCGGCGAUCGCGUACUGGCGAUAAAUGGAAUCGAUAUAACGAACGCCCAUCAUGAUUCCGCGGUACAGCUGCUUACCGAUCAUCAGCGUUUCGUGCGGCUGGUGGUCCAACGGGAAGUGAAAGGCCCCCUGGAACCACCGACUAGUCCGCGAAGCCCGAUGCUAAAAAGUCUCAACCCGAGUGGAUAUAUGGCAAACCGACCUGCAUAUUCUGGUUAUCGUCGUUCCAUUGAGGAUUCAGUGGAAAUGAACUCGACAGCGACGGAGCAUCCGCCCCAAAGCGGUAAACCCGAGCCGGAAGUAAAACACACAACUAUACACAAGCAACCACUGUCACAACCUCAGCAACACCAGCUAAACUCAUUCGCACAACCAUCAUCACAUUUGUUACACCAGCAGCAGCAGCAGCAGCCUCAAUCGAUGGCCAGCGGCGGCGAGACUCAGCAAGUGCCCCAGCAGCAGCCACCAUUACCUGCCCCCCGAACAGUAUUAUCCCCACAAACGUCUGUAAAUAACAAUGGCCACCCGGUGGUGACUGCCAACGGUAGUAGUUCUAACAUCAGCAACAGCAAAAUCAACAACAUAAACGGUAGUAGUAACACUCACAGCAACAACAGCAGCACCAUCAGCAGUAUCACUAGCAAUCAUCAUCACCCGCAGUCACUUUCAUCGUCGUCAACGACGACGACCUCAUCUUCGGCGGCAGACACAGUAAUCAACGGUACAAGCAAUAGUAACAAUAGUUUGGUUGUCAAGUCGCCACCCACCGGUAGCGAUGGCAGCCCUACCGCAAACAAUCACACCGAUGACUCGCAGGUUGCGGCCCGACCGAUGACGAGCGCCGACUUCCAGGCCAUGAUCCCGUCGCACUUUAUCAGCGGAGGCCGCCAGGUACACGUGGAACGGCUAACGCAGGGCGUUUCCGGCUCCGGAACGGAUCCGGCUGGCGGUCCGUCCGUUACCGUUACGGUGCAGAAAGCCGUACCGGAUCUGCCGAUGUUGCCGCCGGCCCCGACCGAACUCGGCACCGUCACCGAGACCAUCACCAAGUCGACCUUCACUGAGACGGUAAUGACUAGGGUUACUGACAAUCGGUUAUUGGAACCACUAAUCAGUGAGGAGGUCGUUCUACCCAAGGACCAGGGCUCACUCGGUUUCAGCAUCAUCGGGGGCACCGAUCACUCGUGCACACCGUUCGGAUCGCACGAGCCUGGCAUUUUCAUUUCCCACAUUGUCCCCGGUGGUAUCGCGGCCCUGUCCGGUAAGCUGAGAAUGGGCGACCGCAUCCUGAAGGUAAACGGAACGGAUGUUACCAGUGCGACGCACCAGGAAGCGGUGAUGGAACUGCUGAGGCCAUGUGACGAGAUUAAAUUGACCGUUCAGCAUGAUCCACUGCCCGCCGGUUUUCAGCAUUUCGAAAUAGUUCGCUUGCAAACGGAGGAGGUCGAUUUGGUCAAACAGGAAGGUGAACGACUUGGCAUGCACAUUAAGGGUGGCCUUAAUGGUCAGCGGGGCAACCCGAUGGAUGCAACGGACGAAGGAGUUUUUAUUUCGAAGAUCAACAGCUCCGGUGCGGCCAAACGAGACGGUAGACUGCGGGUAGGAAUGCGCAUUCUGGAGGUGAAUGGAGCUUCCUUGCUGGGUGCCACCCAUCAGGAAGCGGUUAAUGCCUUACGGGCCUCCGGUGGCACACUGCACAUGGUAGUGUGUAAAGGUUACGAGAAGGGUGAUUUGUUGCAUCAGUCGAUUGGAAGCGCAGGUGGUAUGAGUACCGGAGUUAGCAACAAUGGGCACAGUACUAGAAUAGGUUCCCGAGCUUCAGAAACUGGCUCCGAGCUGAGCCAAAGCGUAUCGAGCUUAGAUAGGGAGGAUUCAAUCAUUGAAACGCAGCACAAAAUCAGCGUUGAUCGUGUGCCGGAAGAAGAGGUACCGGUAACUCCUCCAGCGGUCGAAACAGUGACAGCUGCAAGCGUGCCCCAGCCGCAGCAACCGCCGUCAACGGUUGCAACUCUUCCGGUACUAACUAGUUCACAGCAUGCCCUGAACCGCGUGGCUCCUCCUAGCGCGGAGUCGCAAGCCCUUGUCAGUACCCGGGAAAAGAGUACACCAGAGAAGGUUCUGGAUUUCGUACGGGCAGCAGAAUCACUCGCUCUUGGCGGCACUCUGGUUGAGAAUGGUCCCCCCAAGUCGCCCACGGAACCAUCGGCGGCCGAGAACCUCCAAAAGACGACCACCAUCGUGAUGUCGAAGCACACACUGGACACCCAAGCGCCACAGGUUGAUCGCCGAUAUGGAAAUAUACGGCCGUUGUUGCAUGCAAAUGAUCCUUCCAAAACCUCAAUAACCUCCUCCACUAGUACUACUACUACUACUUCUACUGUUGCUACUACCACCACUACCACUAGUUGUACCACCUCUUCUGCCAAUACUAACAACAACAACAACGUCAGCAACGUCACCACCACCAAAAUCAUCUCGAGUUCAGUAUCUCCGGUACCUCCGGAUAGUAGUACGCCUCCAGAGUCCCUGCCGGGAACGAAGAGUUACAUUCCAGUUUAUGCACCCAGCUCGUACGAACGGUCCAUGUUCAGCACUAAGAAGGAUCCGACGCCUGAAAGACGGCCAACUCCGGCAACCCGAUCGGUGACGCCAACGUCCAUCGGCAGUGGCAGCAAUCACCGCAAGUCGGUCAGUUUCGACCUGGACGAUCCGGGUGAGGAAAAUCGACGGCUUGGGUCGGGCAGUUUGGAACGGGAUGCCAAUAAUAACAGUAACAGCAACCAGCACCAGCUGAAGGGAAUUCUUCGGAGUGGAAGUCCAACGGCUUCAAGCAGCAGAAGCCGCAGUUCAACUCCAGAGGAUUCCGGAGGUCCAGUUGCGGAUCGCUCCCGCUAUGUUCGCAGUGAAAUCGUAGACGAUGUGCUCGUCAGUGAAGAGGAAGAAGACGAAUCGGAAAGUGAGGAAGAGUUCGACAGUCAAGAAGGCAGUGAGAUUGAGAUGGAGAAUCCGUUCAGGAAGGACUUUCUGCGGCGUGAUGGGAAUGUGUUUUAUGGCGAGGAAGAAGAAGAAGUGGUGCCUCGAAGAAGAUCGCCUCCCAAGGGGCAACAACGGCCCCUGUCGAGGGAAUUGAAGAAGGCAGAGAUUGUGCCAAACGUAGCGAUUCAGAACAUGCAAGACGAAUUAGGUCAGGGGGAUUUUGUUGAGUACGAACACGACGCGCGAACCAAUACGAUUCGUGAGGUGCGAAGUUCGACCCAGAACUUGACCAGUCGCAGCAUGGAACGUCUGCCGAGCUACGAAAAGAUCGAACUGAUUGCGGCCAAAUUUGACGUUCUACCGUCGAAAAAGAAGGCGGAGUUUAUACACGAGAACUUCAAGCAAAACACGCUGGUACCAGAGGAAACUCACCGUCAGGUGCUACUAGAGGAGAAUCGAAUGCGCAACGAAAUGCUUUCUCGAACGACAAAUCCUUUUCUGGAUGCGCCGGGUUAUGACCAGGAGUCGCAUCACUCCGUCUCACCAGUGCCACAGUCACACCUAAUGACGCAACACGGUUGGUCGGGAUCAUCCGGGCAACUGCACUCUCCUCAAAUCUACCCACCGAUUCAGGUGCUCCCCGUUCACUACACAAAACUGCCGACUCCUCAGCACACGGUUUACACGUACACUCAGGCAGGACCAAUGGCGCCUCCUCCGCACCAUCACUAUCACCCUUAUCAGCAACAACAACAUCAUCAUCAUCAGCAGCAACCGUACGGCAUUCCACAAGGCUACAGUUAUAUGUCGCCGCCGCCAGCACCCAAAACGCCGAAAAGUGUCUCCGACAAGAAGCGUUUCUUCGAGAAUGCCAUGGAGGACCAGAAGAAAGAAACACCCAAACCUGAAAAAGUAUUCUCCUUUCUGUCGAAGGAUGAAGUCGAGAAGCUCAAGCAGGAGGAGGAACGAAAGAUCGCCACCCUGGGACGACGACGCAUCCAGGAGCGGGCGUACGAACCGGAAGACGAAGAGUACGGCUCCGGAGACGAAGGACAGCAGCAGUUUCGCGAUCGCUAUGGCAAAUCGGACGAAAACGAUAACGAUAUGAGUAGCCCGUUAACGGAGACGACGGCUACCGCCGCCGCCGCCGUCCCUAAUCCGACAACGCCAACGAUGAUGGAUAGGUUCCACCGAGGAGUGACGCCACCUCGCCUGGUUUCACCACAGCCACAGUCGCAAGGACUCACGGGGUCACCGCAAAUGCCAUCAUCGAGAAUCACUCCGGUCAGCCGAAUUCCGAUCCGGACGGCGAAUGCGGAGAAGCGAGCGCGGGCGAACGAUAUGCUGCCCCCGGAGUACGACGAGUCGAAACUGAGCCCGUCCGAGAUACGGGCGCUGAGGGCUCAGAAACGAGCAGCCUGGCGUCAGGCACGACUAAAGUCGCUGGAAAAUGACGCUCUGCAGGCGCAGAUCAUGAUACAAACGAUGAACGCCGUUACGAUGCACGAUGAUGGUAACAAUCUCAACAACAAUUCAACCGUUCUGCAUCUCCGUUCGGACCACGAUUACUAUCCGACAAUCGCCGAGCAGCCCACCGGAAGCAGUGACGAACAGCAGUCAGCACUAAUCCAUCCGACCGCUAACUGGAGUGGCCGCGACGAAACCCAAGACAGCAUCACCAGUAGUGUGAGUGACGAAUAUCCACCGAUUGCACCGAAACCGCCGAUCCGUUUUCCUCGGAUAGCGGUCAAAACACGCCCGACCGGUAACGAGCGGGUGGUACGCGAAACGGAAAAAGUACUCGGGGAGAAGAUACUGGAGCAGCGCACAGAGGAAGUGCCCGGCGGGGGUCUCCGCACGGUUGAGUACAUCGAGAAGGUGAUCGAGACCGAGGUCGAAACGAUGCGCGAAAAAAUCAUAAUGCUCGAGCUGGAAGAACCAUCCUCCGGUAGCGGCGAACAACAGCAAGCGCAGUCCGCCCAACAGUCAGAAUUUCCCGCGCCAGAGAAGGAUAAAUCGUCAGACCACGAGGACUCCACGGAAGCGGCAGAUGUUUCGCUGGAACACGACGACGAUAACGAUAACGACGAGGAUCAGCCGGAUAGUAUGGUGAUCCACGAAGAUCACGAGUUCUACGACGAAGAUGAAGACGACGAUGAAGAGCCGAUGGUGGUGGCAAGUAGCGCUAGUAACCCACUGCAGACAAUCGUAGAAGUUGUAAAUCCGACCGUUGGAGACGGUCACGGGCAGAUUCACGACAUUAUCAUCGGUCGCUACAACGACGACUACGGCGGCGAGGAUUCUCUGGCGUCCGCUUCGUCACCGUCCACCACGUAUGGGGCUUCCUACGGUGGUGCCUACGACGAAGGCCGCUACGAAUCGAUCAACGAUAAAAUGAAGAACGUACUGCGGGAGCUCAAGCAGAACGAAAAGGUGAGACUGAAUCUUAGCAAAAGCCUGACGGAGGAAGAACUGGCGGAGCAGGGUGAGGAAUACGACGACGACGAGGACGAUCAAUAUCAUCAAGUAGAUGAGGUAGACGAAGACGAAGAGUUCCGUCAUUACGAGGAGAAAACCGGUGCAAUAGGAACGGUGUUCAUGGUGCGCGAGCGGCUAAUCAACGAUUUCUACACGCAUCACGCUACCGAACUGGCGACAGUGCAGGACGAGCAACCAGCAGCGGCAGCAGCAGCGCCUUCCCGGCUGGACUACUUCGACGAUUGCGAAGUGAUUCAAAACCCGAACGCUCAAGCCUUCGAAGAGGAACUGCAAAAAAUGCAGAGCCUGAGCAAACUGCAACAGAUGACACUGCAUGACGAAAAGCUACGAGCGGUCUUCUGCGGGGAUGACGACGAGGACGAUGAUGAUGAAGAUGAGGCGGAUGGAAACCGUGGCGGGGACAUGGCGCCCGUGCCGACACCAACAAGCAAAAGUGUGGAACAGUCGGAAAAACCGAGCGGUAUUCCCGUUGCUGGUACUAAUGGGAAUGGCGGCUCUAAGCGAAAAAAGCGAAAAGGAAAGAAGAAAAAGUAGAGGUUAAGUGAUCGAUACAAGGUAAGUGCAACAGAGUCCCAUCCGUCCUAAAUCACAAAGUAAAAAAAAAACUAAGCGUAGCUCCUUACACUGCGAAAGAGCCGCUUUUUUAAGUUCUGAGCGUAUAUUAAAAUAAAAUCGUUUGUUGAUUUUUAACUGAAAGGAAUUUCUCGUUCGAGAAUUGAUAGUAUUUUAAAAGUGAAAAAGGAUCUAUUCCAUUAUAAUUCCCUCAUUAGAGUUUUUUUAUAGUCGUCCGUUGGUAGCUAACCGAACCGACAAUAAUUCAGAGUAUAGAAUAUGUUAGGGAUUAUAUUUAGUGGCUGCUGCAGUGAUCAUGCUUCUCACUGUUCGAGGAAUCGUAUGAUCUGUUAGAGUAUAUGAGUAUUUAUUAAUAACCAGAAACGCAAGCAACAGCAAAGCUAAUCAAUCGGUAAUCGCAACCUAGUUUGCUGCUUUUUACGCAAUCAAUCUUAUACUACUACUAUUAUUAAUACUACUACUAAAGUUUAAGACAACAAUCAAAUGAAUUCCAAGCACACACACACCGUGUACACGUGUGAAGCUAAUGUGCGCACUGAGCCUAUAUUAAAAUCUUUUUCAACGGAUGAUAAUCACACUGUCCAGACCCAAGUAGCCUCAAUAUUGUCAGAAUCCACGAAGAUGGGUUAUAUUUUGCCGUGAAAAUAAACUUCGAUCCUCACGAAGUGUGGAUCGGCUAAUCAUGAA
Molecule: messenger RNA, 10187 nt
Organism: Wyeomyia smithii (pitcher-plant mosquito)
Lineage: Eukaryota; Metazoa; Arthropoda; Insecta; Diptera; Culicidae
Gene: scrib
Product: protein lap4
Exons: 26
Coding region: 780-9461 (2893 amino acids)
Biological process (GO): neurotransmitter receptor transport, endosome to postsynaptic membrane; neurotransmitter receptor transport postsynaptic membrane to endosome
Cellular component (GO): postsynaptic density; adherens junction; postsynaptic membrane
Molecular function (GO): protein binding
Source: RefSeq, a predicted model, not a curated record